Molecule: messenger RNA, 1723 nt
Organism: Dunckerocampus dactyliophorus (ringed pipefish)
Lineage: Eukaryota; Metazoa; Chordata; Actinopteri; Syngnathiformes; Syngnathidae
Product: coxsackievirus and adenovirus receptor homolog
Exons: 4
Coding region: 1-789 (262 amino acids)
Biological process (GO): homotypic cell-cell adhesion
Cellular component (GO): basolateral plasma membrane; bicellular tight junction; intercalated disc
Molecular function (GO): cell adhesion molecule binding
Source: RefSeq, a predicted model, not a curated record
AUGUCAACAGAUGGCCAAUUUGUGCAUGGACCACUGAAGGGGAGGGUCCGCUACACGUCUCCCAACCCCCUAAGCGGAGAUGCUUCCAUAACCAUCAGCAACCUGCGUCUCUCAGACACGGGGACGUAUGAUUGUGAUUUCUGGACAAAGAUGGACGGAAACAAGAUGUUGCCUCCUCAGGCCAAUGUGGAUGCCACAAUGGGCCACUUGUUUGUAGACAGGAUCACAGAGGACGACUGUGGAACAUAUCUCUGUACGGUGGAAAGUCUGACGUGUUUCAUCUCAGAGAAUCAUCCAGCUGAGGUGUCCUCAUCUUCCAGGAGGUGCAGCAAGCUCCUGUCCAGCGCUCCAAUCCUGACGCCUGCGUUCUUCUCUUUUGUCCUGGUGCUGACCUUUUGCACUCUCAAAGCCAACUCCCAGACGUCCUAUUACGCAGCUGUAGGAUCAAACAUCACUCUUCACUGCAAGCAUACAUAUCCCACUGACAAUUUUGACAUUUUGUGGGAUGUGUGGUUGCCUUCACAAGCCUUGGCUAUUACAAGUUGGCAUUGUGGUGUUUUUUACAAACCACUGAAGGGCAGGGUCCACCACAUGCCUCACAGCUUUCAGACCUCACACUGCAAAGGAGACGCUUCCAUAACCAUCAGCAACCUGCGUCUCUCAGACACGGGGACCUACACAUGCCACUCGAGAAAUCCUGUAAUGGAUGAGAUAAGGGAGAUGAACAUGAACCUGACAGUCAUGGAGAAACCAAGCGAGCCGAUAUGUGGUGUGACACCCUCCAACUGACGUACAGCUGGACAAAGAUGAGCGGAAACAAGAUGUUGCCACCAAACGCCAGUGUGAAUGCCACAUUGGGUGACUUGAUUGUAGACAGGAUCACAGAGGACAACUGUGGAAGAUAUCUCUGUACGGUGGAAAGUCUGGUUGCUACCCAACACUGUGUCGUCCUACUUGAGUGUCCACCAUCAGCCAUUAACAAGGGAGUUCCAGUUCCAGCCGUGGCCGUGACGACCGUCGUGCUUGUGCUGGGUCUUGUCGGUGCUCUCGCCAUCUGGUACUGGCGCAGAAGUGAAACAGUGGAGGAGGUGCCCAUGUUGUCGAUGGAGGGGGGAGAUGGUCUCGACUUGGAAACACUUCCCGAUAGUGUCACGUGUUAGCAUCCUUACACUUCUGGCGAGACUGCCAAAAAUAUGAAAUAAUGGAACCAAAGUUGUUGGACAUCUCGGACCUCAUCCAAAUUUACACUCCAGCGCGCACAUUGAGGUCAGAAGGCCAGCUCCAACUGGUGGUGCCUAAGACCAGAUUUAAGACCAGGGGAGACCGGGCCUUUUCUGUUGUCGGCCCAAAGCUGUGGAACACUCUCCCCCCUCAUGUAAAAACGCCCCCCACAAUUGAAAGCUUUAAGUCUCGUCUUAAAACUCACUUUUAUUCUCUGGCUUUUAACUCGGUGUGAGUCGUGUGGUCCUCUGUGUCUUUUAUUAUUUUUUAAGUUUUUAUUGGUUCUAUUUAUUUUUGUUUUUUAAAUUAAAUUUACCUACUUCUUGGACUUUUGGCUUUUAUUGUUUCGAUUUCUUGUUUUAAAUAUUUUAUUGUAGUAGGUUUCUUUGUUUCUAUUUGAUCUUUUAGUUUUUAUUGUCGUAAUUUUUACUUUUUAUUUACAUUUACAUUCCUUUAUUUACUUAUUAUUUAUGGUUUUGCUAAUCUGUGCAGCACCUCGGAA